UUUCCCUAUAAAUAGGACAUAGAUUUGGAGAGCUUCCCAUUCCUAUGCAAAUUAACAUUUCAGCAGAAAAAAAAAAGGACUAAGUUGAGCUCUGCGCAUGCUUGGGAAGACAAUGAGCCCUCUUGCUUUUGCUGCUCUGGUCACUCUCCUUUCGGUAGCAACCACCGGGGGAGCUGCAAGGAAUGACCCAGGAGAGUACUCGGUGGCGGUGAUGAAGGAUGAGCCAAUGGUCGAAGCCCUCAGUGGACUUGUUCGAGGUCUCAACUCUCGAACCAAAGAAGGUCAUAUUCUUCCUCUACAUGAUCAUUCGCAUUCUCAUCACCAUCACGGGAUGACCAAAGAUUGCUUGACCGAAACUUCCGGUGAUCAAGAGAAGUUUCCAUCCGACCUCGAGCCCAAGGCCAAAACGUCAACUUAUAGUGACGAUUUCGAGCCAAGGCCAAGUGCCACUGAUUACAGAGGUAAAGGUUACAGCAGCGACAAUGUCAAGCUGACUGAAGAGCUAAAGAAGAAGGUCACUGACGACUUCGAGCCAAGGCCCAGUUUCACUGAUUACAGAGGAAAAGGUUACAGCAACGACAAUGCCAAGCUGAACCGAGAGGUGAAGAAGAAGCUCACGGGCGACUCCGAGCCAAGGCCCAGUAUCACUGAUUACAGAGGUAAAGGCUACAGCAUUGACAUUGUCAAGCUGAACCAAGAGGUGAAAAAGAAACUCACAGAUGAGUUCGAGCCAAGACCCAGUGCCACUGAUUACCGAGGUAAAGGUUACAACAAUGAUCGUGUCAAGCUAAACCAAGAGGUAAAGAAGAUGCUCACCGACGACUUUGAGCCAAGGCCCAGUGCCACUGAUUAUAGAGGUAAGGGAAAAGAAAAAAAGUCGUACCCUGGAGAUUUUGAGCUCAGCCCCAAAAUAUACCUCUACCAAGGUUAAAAUUAAUUUGCAAUCGAGGAUGCAGGUCUUGAAGUAGAAGUCAGGUGCUGUGAUGUGGUAUUGUACACCUGCGAUGGCAGGAUCAGGAAUAAGCUUUGAGAGUUCUAGCUCUUGUGCAGCAAUGUUGUCAUCUGUCUAACUGUCUCUGUUCGUCAGUUUGAUGAUGUGUUUGUAAAUCGUUCGGCUAUUAAAUUUUCACCUUGCUAUGGUUGUUGCUUGUAUUUGGACUUUCGGUUUGUGUCAUUAUAAUCAAGAGAUGAUGUCCCAUCUGAUAUGGUCAUGGUCGAUUUGACUUA
Messenger RNA from Punica granatum (pomegranate), 1227 nucleotides. The record is from RefSeq and is a predicted model, not a curated record. NCBI's taxonomy places the organism in Eukaryota, Viridiplantae, Streptophyta, Magnoliopsida, Myrtales, Lythraceae.